AUUCCUACAGCCUGCCUCGGCUUUAGUGUGGCGAAAGAGACCGAGCUUCGAUCUGAUCUGCUGACCAAUUAUGCGACCAGCGUCCGACCUGACGGGGUUACCAUAAUCAGUCUCUCGUUCCAACCAACAGCUUUUACUUCAGUGGACAUAAAAACCCAACAAUUCGGAGUGUCGGGAUGGUGGCUGAUGAGGUGGAGUGACCACCGGUUGUCAUGGACACCGAGCUCCUACGACAACAUCCCAGUGAUACAGGUCAUGUCCAGCGAUAUCUGGACACCAGCACUUGUAGUGGACAACUCUAUUGACGAUCUCAGCGCAAUUGACGAGGAUUCCAUCCCCUUGAGGAUCGACAACUCAGGCACCGUGUCCUGGAAUCCUCCAGGUCUGCUGACCGUCUCGUGCAACAUGGACAUCAGUUACUUCCCCUGGGAUCAGCACACGUGCGCUAUACAGGUCACGAGCUUUGGGUACACCGUGCAGGAGCUGGACAUUAAAGUCUAUGGGAGUGGUGUGGACAUUACCUACUUCAACCCUGACGGUGAAUGGGUUCUAGAAGAGAACUGGACGAAUAGAACUACAUUUACGGGAGAUAACUAUCAGUACACAAAGAUCUAUUACUAUUUUAAAAUGACCCGACGACCUCUCUACUAUGGACUCAACUAUCUACUUCCGGUUCUAAUCACGUCCUUCCUGAUCAUUUUCGUCUUCGUCCUGCCCGCCGAGUGUGGAGAGAAGAUCGGCUACUGUCUGACCGUUAUGCUGGGGUACAUGGUCAUCUUGACCCUCAUCGCUGCUGACCUUCCGACUACGGCCCAGUACACGUCCAUCUUGGAACUCUACAUCGCCGUGGUGCUGAUCAUGGGCGGACUGUCCGUCGUCUUCUCCAUCUACGUCCUUGAACUCUACCACCGUCCAGACGACAGGCCCAUCCCGCUCUACAUCCGGCGUCUGACUCUUCUGGGCAUGCGCAUCUGCUGCUUUGAAAACAGUUGCUGCUCACCCAGGGUCGAACCUACGGCUCAUCCUUUAAACAACGCGGAGGCUAAUGGCGUCCAAUGGCAACCACCGCUACCCCCACACUCUACUGAAAUGAAUUCACUAAGGCAAAGAAGAGGCUCAGCUCAGAAUUCCUCCGCUCCCCCGGGCACCAAGCUGUUUAAACCAGUGACCUACCACGGUGUGGCUGAUCCCCUGGGGUCGGGGAAGAACAACCCGGACAAACACUUCGAGUCUGACAACCACAUUAUGCUCAAGCAACCCAACUCACGCGAGCAAAGCUUCCUGGGACUCCGCCCAGCAACCGUCCAAUCAACGCCCGAGGAACAAUCACGUGGUACGGAGAUCUCGUGGCAAACCGUUUCCAUGGUGCUAGACGCCAUUUUGCUGAGAUUUUACAUUUUGUUUCUUGUAAUUUCAAGUGUAGUCUUCAUUACCAUUCUAGUUGUUAACUAGAACAAAACUUCAGACACAAACAAAGAAGAGCCCGCACUGAUACCAUGCUAUUUAAUAAUUAUAUUUUUUAACAAUUUGUAUGUGUAUGCUACUUUAAUUUGAUUCAAUAGUUUUUACUUCUGAAUAAAAAAAAAAGUUAAAUAAUUUUAAAAUGUUUCCAAUUAAAUUGUAGCUUCCUGACAUUAUUUUGCGUUAUGUUUGAUUUUGUUAAAAAAUAUUAUCAAUUCAAAAAUAUUCUAUAUAAUGAAUUAAACAUAUGAACACGUUUGAUAAUAUUGUUUUUUUUUUACUGUUUUUACCAAAAUUUCAGGCACCCUUGUGUGUUAUACAGGGUUACUUUUUCUGUAAAAUUUUUAGUAGACUAAAAAUAACAGUUUUGAAUCCUUUACUUUCAACGCAGAACUUCAAAAUGUGCUGAAGUAAUUUGACAUGACUAAGUUCAAGUGUUCUAAUUAACAGAAGUAUUUUGUGGCUGUUAGUACAAGUGUUUUCAAAGUAGGAUGAAGUCGGAUGUAUCUGGGCCACUACAUAUUUCUUCUGUGUAACUUGUUUACAUAAGAAGUUUAUGAAAAUUAGAGUAAACAAAACCAAUUAUACAUUAUAAAUGAUCUCACCUUACUGACUUAAUCGACUCAAAAUUGUAGCAAUAUAAAUAAAGUUUAUUAUUUUA
Messenger RNA from Physella acuta, 2122 nucleotides. Its product is annotated as neuronal acetylcholine receptor subunit alpha-3. Gene Ontology annotation, cellular component: membrane. Gene Ontology annotation, molecular function: transmembrane signaling receptor activity; extracellular ligand-gated monoatomic ion channel activity. The record is from RefSeq and is a predicted model, not a curated record. Gene Ontology annotation, biological process: monoatomic ion transmembrane transport. Lineage: Eukaryota; Metazoa; Mollusca; Gastropoda; Physidae.